Amphibalanus amphitrite is the source of this 2928-nucleotide messenger RNA. RefSeq names its product ELMO domain-containing protein 2-like. Gene Ontology annotation, molecular function: GTPase activator activity. NCBI's taxonomy places the organism in Eukaryota, Metazoa, Arthropoda, Thecostraca, Balanomorpha, Balanidae. The record is from RefSeq and is a predicted model, not a curated record. The transcript has 6 exons. The coding region runs from base 358 to 1305 and encodes 315 amino acids.
GAUUUCGUCGGUUGCGAUGUGGUUGCGAUUGGUGUUUGAUGGGUUUGAUAAUUGAUCCUAUCCUAUGCCGCAUCAUCGUUUGAUAAUUGGGUGCAUUGGGUGUUUGAAAGUUUUUCGUGCGGUUUAAUUCAUUAAAAGAUACAUACUGCCUGCUUUGCGCAACAGUUAUAGCCUGCAUAAGGCCUUGUUGGAGUUAACGCAUCAAAGGGCACCCAUAUUGAACUAUCUGAGGUUACCUACUGUGACUGGAGUCCAACCCUGACCCACCUUUGAAAGGUCUUGCUUUUAUUAAUAUUGAUAUUGGACUUUAUCAGCUUCAGUCUAGUUACUAGUAGGAAGCUUGGACUACCAGUUGCCAUGAUGCUGAUGCUGGAGCGCGUAUGGAACCUGAUCGCGUGGUACCUGCGUCCGCUCUUCAAAUGGCUGCUCCGCAAGACGACGCGCCUGUGCGAGAUGCAGCGUAUCUGCUAUGGCCAACCGGCCGGCGCACUGCGGGCCAUAGGCGUUGAGGAGUCCAUGAAGCAGUCGCGUACCAAGACAAUAAUCGACCUCAUGAGCUACUUGGACCAAAAGGCGAAUGAGAGACGAUUUCUGGGUCCGUCUCGGGCACAAGUGAUCGACUACUCCGUGUUCGCCAUACUGAAAGUGAAGGAUAUCAAACCAGAAAUACAUUCGCAGUUCGUUCGCUCCAUCUCCGUGUGUCUGGACCAGAUCUGGGGGUACAGGCAGCUGUCCGCUGAGCUGGAGCACCUCCGCCGCACGCCGUACGACGCCGCGCAGCCCGAACACGAGGCCAAGCUGCGCCAGCUCUGGAGCCUGCUCUGCCCGGUGACGGAGCUGACUGAGCGCAUCUCGCCACAAUGGAAGGACAUCGGCUUCCAGGGAGAUGACCCGAAGACCGACUUCCGUGGUAUGGGCGUGCUGGGACUGGACAAUCUGCUGUUCUUCAGCGAGCACUACACGUCGGUGGCGCGCCAUGUGCUGACGCACUCACACCACCCCACCUACGGCUACUCGUUCGCCAUCGUCGGCAUCAACCUGACGCACCUGGCGCUGCAGCUGGUCCGCUCCGGACAGGCGCGCUCGCACUUCUACAACGCCUGCGCGGGACAUGCCACCGUCACCGCCUUCCACCGGUUCUACUGCUACCUCUUCUUCAAGUUCGACGCCUUCUGGCUGGCGGCUAAGCCGCGCGAUAUUAUGGAGUUCGGCUCCAUUCGGGAUCAGUUCGCGGCGCAGAUGCGGCGCACGCUGGCCGAUCACAGCGCCAAGCUCGACGUUCGUCUGGCGGUGAAAAACUUGUGAGACGUGGUGAACGAGGUAACACACCCGCUGCCUUCCGGACUUUGCCACGGGGCGCGAAUAGUAUCCCAGGUAUGGAGACGAAGUGGGGGUGUAUCGGGGUGAUGUUUUUCCUUCUGGUGAUUUUGUGUAUUUAUCGCAGUGUCUGAAGCAGUAUUGAAGCCGUCCGGCGGGAAAGUGGUCAUCGUGGGUGGUGUGGCAUUACCACAGACAGCGGAUGGACUGCAGCCGAUAGCAGGGUUCCGGGGCAGAGACGGGGAAGUCGGGUCACGUGUCCACUUCCAGUGACGACAUCCGUUCCUUUCCGAGAGGCAGCAACGCCAAGGGACUCCCAGUGUCUCAUUCGGGGCGUCUUGUGACGCAAUGUGGCGGAUUUUGCGUGAGGAUGUCAUGUUUGUCUCUCUCGAGUGCAUUUAUCGUGUAGCUUAACUUUUUAACUUGCGAAAUGUCAUUCCGUAUUACAGGGGCCGGGUUUUUGCGACGAUUACUUCUUACAAUCUCACCCAAUCUGUACCAGAUUUACGAAUAGGUAUAUUUCAGCUUACGCAUAUACUUCUUUACGUGUUAAACUCAAUAUUUAAAUAAGAUCAAUACCACUAUCAGUGUAAAGACUGUUAGGUCACGGUAGGCCUUUCCUCGAUUAUUUAAUUGAUUAUGGGGCUUUAGAUGUUAGGAAGCAUUCGAUUGCAUUCUCGGAAGCAUAAGAGCUCCUUAAAGUUUCAGAUCAUCAUUUUCCCCUUAGACUUGCCUUGAGAAUCGCCUCCAUUUCAGCUGGCUGAUGUGUGUUUGAGUGUCAUUGAAAGCGACUUUGUGAGCCAGUGAUCCCGUCAUUCUGGCUAGCCAUGAAUUCGAUUGAGCUCUGUAAUAGUGUUCGUUCGUAGCCAUUUCUCACGCUUGCUAAGCGUAUUGGUUCCAAUGUGUCAUACUGAAGCGAUGCUCGAUCUGUCUGCGGAACUAGCUCACCAGUGCUGAAGUGGAUGGAGAUGAAGGAUUGGUGGGUAAUGAUCUAGUCACCAGUGGCAUGUGUGAAGCUCUGCGCGGUUUAGACCGCUGUGAUAUCCACUGUUCUUCACAUAUCAUCGGCGACACCAUUUGUCUUAUUGUGUUGUCACGUCCUCUGCGACGUGGUUCAGUUAUGUUCAGGGUGAUUGCUUUUUUACGCUGUGGGUAUGCAGAUCCAUGUCAGUGACCGCAUUACCAUGUCAUUUGUAUUCCAGUCCGGCGUGGUGAAAUGCACGUGCGUGUAGAAGUCCGUGCUGUGUGGCGUAGAUAAUGUAAAGGUCACCUCUGAAGGAGGACAGGCGCGACUGCGCCGUUCCCGGUGACGGUCGAGCGAUGUACGCAGAAACGGGAGUCGUCAACCAUCGACAGGUUUCCAUGAAGUUAUCUGGGGAUGCACGUCGUAUCCCUAUCGUUUCCAAUAACAUAGAUAGGAGUGCGACAAAAGUGACAGUGGCUUCGAUAAACGGUGUUUGGCGGUGUCAUGCGGAUGAGCCCCCCAUAUGUCGAGCACAUGUGUUCAAAUCAUGGCAAAUGACGCGUCGGAUGCCGACUGCCGAGGUAUCGUGAUGUACGAUCAGCCUUGUAUGACUAUAUACCGUCAUUUCCUGUGGUCAUGGCCCUGUU